This is a messenger RNA of Morchella sextelata, 870 nucleotides long. RefSeq lists its product as uncharacterized. The transcript has 3 exons. The record is from RefSeq and is a predicted model, not a curated record. Lineage: Eukaryota; Fungi; Ascomycota; Pezizomycetes; Pezizales; Morchellaceae. Bases 1 to 870 code for a protein of 289 amino acids.
AUGCCUACCCUACGGCGCUAUUGUCGCGUUUCAAAAUACACAGUUCUCGAGUGCCGCAUCUACCUCGACAACCCCUCUGACCUGACACCCUGGCUCACCAAUGUCCUUCCCCGCAUUUUUGCAAGCGUGAAGCCCCUCGUCCUGCCAAAGCUCCACGAGGAGCAGGAGCGCGCGAGACUGGGGGGUAGAAAGGCUGCUGUUGCGGUCAAAGAUGUGAUUGUCGAAGAUGAUUACGAGCUAUCCCUCUUCCUCACAAACUCGGGCACGCGCCAUGCGGUCAUGACAAAGCAGAAAUCCCUCCCCACCGCACCUGCAAAGCUGCACUCAAACUCCUCAAAGCUCACCGGAGGGGGCGGAGGUGGAGGGGGACGAACACUCGUUGAGAUCCGCCGUGAGUCGUCGCCGCCCGAAAUUGACCUUGACUCUAUCCCCAUGGCACCCAGCACUGGACCAAUCAUCGUACCAGACGACGACGGCGAUCGCGAUGAGGAGGAGGGCAGCACCAGGGUCCUGGAAUCGGCCCGGCGCAGGAGCACCCGCACAAAAAGCAAACGUCCAUCCGCACUCGAUGACGACACCCUACCAGCACCUCCACCUCCAAAGCGCCACAAGACCCCAACCAUUACAGUCCCUGACGACGACGACGACGACGACAACCUCCCCUACCUAAGGGAGGAGGAGGAAGGAGAUGAUAAGAAGAAACUCGUUCUCCAGACAUCCUACGAGGGCUUCAACAUCUACUCCCACAUUCUAUGCAUCGUCGUCAAACGCCGCCGGGGUGACGCGAGUAUGAAUACGAGCGCGGGGAAGGGUAAGAUCAUGGAGGAGUGGAUUGGAAUGAGUCAGGCCAUCAGGGACGGCGAUGAGUAA